CAGCAAUUUACUGCUAGUGUACAGUCACCGUAAUAAGUCACGUGGGCUGGUGUUGCAAAGCAACAGAAAAAGUACAGCACAAAAAGCUGUAGUACAUUGGGCCUUAAUUUGGAAAGCUGUAUGAGACGUUGAUGGAGAGGCAUGGCCCGCAUAUCUCUACCCUCUUUGGACUCCUCCCUUCCAGGGAUACCCCAAAGUGUCCUGGCUGUUUCCAUGGAAGCGAAGUACCAAUGCCAGCAGUGUCACCAGGUCCUGAGGAAGCCAGUCCAGGCUCAGUGUGGACAUCGUUUCUGUGUCCAUUGUUUCAAACUGCUCACCAGCUCCGGCCCAAAGCCCUGUGAAGCCUGUCGACAGGAGGAGAUAUAUGAGGAGCCACAGUCCAUUCUCAAUAGUAAUGAGGCUUUUCCAGACAAUGCAGCUGGUAGAGAAAUCGCCAGCCUGCCUGCCAAAUGUAUCAGUGAGGGAUGCUCUUGGACUGGUUGCAUAAAAGAAUAUGAGGCACAACACGAGGGCAAGUGUGAGUAUGAGCGAGUACCAUGUGAAACCUGCCAGGUCCUCAUCCUGCGCAGUGAAAAAGAGAGGCAUAAUGAGAGAGAAUGUGAAGCAAGGACAUUGAACUGCAAGUACUGCAAAGUCUCCUUCAACUUCAAGGAAAUCAAGGCUCAUGAUGAAAUCUGCCAGAAGUUUCCCAUGCAGUGCAAGGACUGUGGAAAGAAAAAGAUCCCACGGGAAAAGUUUCUAGAUCACAGCAGAUCCUGUGCCAAGUCUAAGACUGCAUGUCCGUUCAGUGAGGUCGGCUGCAAGGUUGUGAUUGAUAAUGGGAAGCACAGUGACCACGAGCAGACUAGUGUCAUGGAGCACCUGCGUCUGAUCCUGGCGACGAUGUCUCUGGUGCGGCUUCAGCGUCCAGAGGCCCCAGGGCUGGGGGAGUGGCAGGAGGACUCUGGGCUGGGCCUGUACCGCGCUCCCGAGGAUGGAGCCACAGCUACUGCAGCCACAGAUGGGGGAGGAGCUGCUGCCUCUGGACAGACCUUUGGUCUUGACCACAAGGUGAGAGCACUGGAGAAUAUAGUGUGUGUACUGAACAGGGAAGUAGAGAGGAGUUCUCUCACUUUAGAGGCCUUCUCACGGCAACAUCGUCUAGACCAAGACAAGAUUGAGAACCUCGGCAACAAGGUACGUCAACUAGAGCGUACUCUCACCAUGCGGGACCUACAACUGGCUGAGACAGACCAGACUCUGAGAGAACUCCAGUUUUGCACCUUUGAUGGUGUCUUUGUCUGGAAGAUCGCCGACUUCUCACGGCGCCGCCAGGAUGCUGUGGCCGGGCGAACACCCGCUAUGUUCUCACCAGCAUUCUACUCAAGUAAAUAUGGCUAUAAGAUGUGUCUGAGACUGUAUCUGAAUGGGGACGGAACGGGUCGAGGGACUCACCUUUCUCUUUUCUUCGUGGUGAUGAGGGGCAAGUGUGACGCUCUGCUCAAAUGGCCCUUCAGUCAGAAGGUGACACUGAUGCUGCUGGAUCAGAAUAACAGGGAGCAUAUCAUUGAUGCCUUCCGGCCUGAUGUAAGCUCCACCUCUUUCCAGCGGCCAAUCAGUGAGAUGAACAUAGCCAGUGGCUGCCCACUCUUCUGCCCAUUGGCUAAACUGGCAGGCAAGAGCUCCUACCUUAGGGAUGACACCAUUUUCAUCAAGGCCAUUGUAGACCUCACAGGCCUGUAGUGACUGUGGAAGUCAAAGGCUUGUAGAAGUGGUGGUCAAAGGUCUGUAGAAACAGGAAGGGGUAGUUAAAGGCCCAAAAAUGCACAGCAGAAAAACACACACAAUGAUGACUUAUGACCAUAAAAUACAUUUAAUUAUAAAUAUAUUAAAUAAUAUAAUAUAAUUAUAAGCAUAAUCUAGGCAGUGUCUAUUUAGCCAGCUAACAGCAUUUGAAUAAACUCAGGUGGGUCAGAAAUUCUCUCAGGGAGAGCGCUAUCUCAAGCGUUCGGUCCAUUCGUCAGAUCUGCAGGAUUAUAUAGAUAUUGUGAAUUGUAUUCAUUGAAGGCACUGGGAGUCACAUUUGUGGAACCAUCAAGUGUGCAGGAUGCACCACCAGUUGCAUGAUAAGGCAUUUACAGGGUAUUUCCAACAUAUUGUUAAUCAGAUUGCAAUGGAGGGUCUAGUCCACCCCAUAUGGGCCAUCUACAAGUGACGUAUUGUUCACCAUAGUUCACACUGUAAUAUUUAAAGUGAUAGUUACAGAGUCUUAUAGUGGAUGUCAGAAAUAGAUCUCGCAUAUGGGACAAUGGAGCGCCCUUCACUGGUAACGAAAAGAGAGAUCAGUAGAUUGGACACCAUUGCCUUG
This is a messenger RNA of Oncorhynchus mykiss (rainbow trout), 2347 nucleotides long. RefSeq names its product tumor necrosis factor receptor associated factor 2 (gene traf2). Gene Ontology annotation, biological process: activation of NF-kappaB-inducing kinase activity; regulation of JNK cascade; regulation of apoptotic process. Gene Ontology annotation, molecular function: ubiquitin-protein transferase activity; zinc ion binding; tumor necrosis factor receptor binding. The record is from RefSeq and is a predicted model, not a curated record. Gene Ontology annotation, cellular component: plasma membrane signaling receptor complex; cytoplasmic side of plasma membrane. Lineage: Eukaryota; Metazoa; Chordata; Actinopteri; Salmoniformes; Salmonidae.